Polyodon spathula (Mississippi paddlefish) is the source of this 7200-nucleotide messenger RNA. Its product is annotated as DNA-binding protein SATB2-like. Gene Ontology annotation, biological process: chromatin remodeling; regulation of transcription by RNA polymerase II. The transcript has 12 exons. Gene Ontology annotation, molecular function: RNA polymerase II cis-regulatory region sequence-specific DNA binding; DNA-binding transcription factor activity, RNA polymerase II-specific. The record is from RefSeq and is a predicted model, not a curated record. The coding region runs from base 643 to 3039 and encodes 798 amino acids. Lineage: Eukaryota; Metazoa; Chordata; Actinopteri; Acipenseriformes; Polyodontidae.
UCUGACUCUGCUCUGUCAGUCACCGGUCGCGGUUGCUGGAGAGAGAUUGAAAGUGACACUCAGGGUCAGUCUCCUCUCGCACGGGUUCUUUUCCCCGGAAUCGGACAGCCAGACACACAGAUAGAUAGCUAUAGAGGUAGAUAGAUAGACAGAUAUAUAGACCUGGAUUCUCUGUAUUUGCUUUUCGCUUUCUCCGUUGAUUGUCAUUCCAUUUCAGUUUUUGUAUAUCUUCCCGAUAAAGGUGCAAAGUGACGUCCAUGACCAGAGCUCAUCUUCAGACCGUGGUGACAAGUUGAAGACACGCCACCCUUCUUCUUCUUCUUCUUCCUUUUCUUCAUCGUCAUCUUUUGUGCGAGCAGUUGUUUUGUGAACUAUAGCAUACUCCAGUCAGUCACCGUCCUAUCCACAGCCCUCUACAGACCGCGGCAGGCACUUCAAGCAGGAAUCGCUGCAUGCUCUCAAUCCACUCAGCCGAGCCGAGACAGAGGGGCGAAGAAAGGCAUCAGUGACUAGCCUACUAAACCAACCGUUUGAAACCCUUUCCUAUUAGAAAACAAAGCUAACAAACUUUCCGCCCUGGAUUCGUUACUUUUGAUCCAUGGAAAGAGCCUUUUCCCGAGCCAGUCCAGGCACAGACACGCCAUGAGCAGCCCGUACUCUUUGGUGGGAGCGCCAUCUGUUGAUUGGAGAAGUAUGGAGCGGCGCAGCGAGAGCCCUGGUCUGCGGGACAGCCCUGAGCGGAGGAGCAGCAGCCCCGACACCAAGGGCCCUCCACCCGGGAAGAUGGGGCGCCUAGAGCAGAAUGGGAGCCCCACAGGGGCCCGCAGUCGCCUCAACGGGGCCUCAACACGCUCACUCGGAGGUCUCAUGAUCCCCGUGUUCUGUGUGGUGGAGCAGAUGGACACUCCCCCAGAUGUGGACGGUCGAGAGGAGCACGCCGAGUUUGUGUUGGUUCAGAAGGACGUCCUCUUCAAGCAGCUGGUGGAGACGGCUCUGCUGGCACUGGGGUACUCCCACAGCUCGGCCGCGCAGGCCCGGGGGAUCAUCAAGGUGGGCUGCUGGAACCCGCUCCCGAUCCACCACCUGAGUGAUGAGCCCGAGGCCACAGUGGCGGACAUGUUGCAGGACGUGUACCACGUGGUGACGCUGAGGAUCCAGCUGCAGAGCCGUGCCAAGCUGGAGGACUUGCCUGCAGAGCAGUGGAACCACGCCACUGUGCGCAACGCCCUGAAAGAGCUGCUGAAGGAGAUGAACCAGAGUACACUGGCCAAGGAGUGCCCUCUCUCACAGAGUAUGAUCUCCUCCAUCGUGAACAGCACCUGCUACGCCAACGUCUCCACUGCCAAGUGCCAGGAGUUCGGCCGCUGGUACAAGAAAUGCAAGAAGGUUAAAGGGGAUUACUUAGAGAAGAUGUGGGCAGGAAGAGAAAACACAGAAAUUAAAGUGGAGAGAGACAACCUGUCUGAAUUCUGUGUCCUGGGCCAGCGUCCCUCACACCUGCCUGGCCUGACCCAGCUGAGCUCGCUGGGCGGAGGGGGGGAGCAGCGGGAACCGCAGCAGCAGCAGCAGCAACCGUCCCCUCACAGCCAGCUGCACCACAGCCCCCCCUUGCACAGCCAGGUCCCCCCCGGAGCCACGCUGCAGCCCCUCAUGGGCCCUGCAGGCCUGCUCUCACCCCAGCUCAACCCCCAGCUGGUCCGGCAGCAGCUGGCCAUGGCACACCUCAUCAACCAGCAGCUAGCGGUCAGCCGGCUCCUCACGCACCAGCACCCCCAGGGCAUCAACCAGCAGUUCCUGAACCACCCGCCCAUCCCGCGCCCUGCCAAGCCCGCGGAGCCCGGCUCCAACCCCAGCGGCGUGGAGGUCUCACCCGAAAUCUACCAGCAGGUGCGGGACGAGCUGAAGAGAGCCAGCGUCUCACAGGCCGUCUUCGCCAGGGUGGCUUUCAACAGGACGCAGGGCCUGCUCUCUGAGAUCCUGAGGAAGGAAGAGGACCCGCGUUCAGCUUCGCAGUCGCUGCUCGUGAACCUGAAGGCCAUGCAGAACUUUCUGAACCUCCCUGAGGCCGAGCGGGACCGAAUCUACCAGGAGGAGAGAGAGCGCAGUAUGAACCCGGCCGCGGGGCUGCCCUCCCCCAGCACAGCCCCCACGGGGGUCCCGCGCCUGCCGCAGUUGAAGCCCCCUGGCCCCAGCCCAGACUUGCCCCUGAAGGUGGAGAGUCUGGGAAUGUGCAUCACUUCCAUCAUCUACGAUGAGAUCCAGCAGGAGAUGAAGCGAGCCAAGGUGUCCCAGGCACUCUUCGCCAAGGUGGCUGCCAACAAGAGCCAGGGCUGGCUGUGUGAGCUGCUCCGAUGGAAGGAGAACCCAAGCCCUGAAAACCGCACACUGUGGGAGAACCUGUGCACCAUCCGGCGCUUCCUGAGCCUACCACAGUCGGACCGGGACCUGGUGUACGAGGAGGAGUCACGGCACCACCACAGCGAGAGGCUGCAGCACACCGCCAUACACCCGCCUGCAGAGCCGAGCCAGCAGGUGCUUCACAGGCAGUCCUCGCAGCCUGCCAAGGAGAGCUCCCCCCUGCGCGAGGAGCCCGUGUCGACGCCGAUGGGCAGCGGUGGUGAGGAGAGCGGAGGUGGAGGCGGAGGUGUGAAGAAACCUCGCUCUCGCACCAAGAUCUCCCUGGAGGCCCUGGGCAUCCUGCAGAGCUUCAUCCAAGACGUGGGGCUGUACCCGGACCAGGAGGCCAUCCACACGCUGUCCGCCCAGCUCGACCUGCCCAAACACACCAUCAUCAAGUUCUUCCAGAACCAGCGCUACCACGUGAAGCACCAUGGCAAGCUGAAGGAGCACGUGGGUGGAGCUGGCAUUGACGUGUCUGAGUACCGAGAGGAGGAGCUGCUCUCCGAGUCCGAGGAGACCGGGGACAGCGAGGACGGGCCUGAGGACAUGUAUGGAGUGGAGAGCACGGAGGACAGCAAGGACAAGAGCCAUAACAACCUCAGCGCCUCCACCGCCGCCAGCCCAGAGCAGCACAGAUAAUACCCCAGAGAGCAGGGGGCCAAGGGAGCUGGGGGCAGGAGGGGUAUGAAAUUCCAAACAACCUAAAUAAACAAGGACAGGGACAAGGUCCCUCCCCCUGGCAGCUUCUUGCACACCAAUGUCAGGCCAUUCGAGGCAGCAGAGCAGCUGAUAUUGAGAGACAGAGCAUUGACAGGGUCAAGAUUAAUUAAAUAAGCAAGCAUCUGGACUCACUGAAUGAGUAAAGUAGAGGGCAGGAGGUAGCUGCCCCAUAAAACUGGGUUCAGCAAUUGGUGAAAGUUUCAAAACCUCCUUUCUUAUUAGUUAGUGGGACACAUCAGAAAGGAAUUUCCUACAACCUCCCCAACCCCCUAAUUUCAUAUUGAAGUAUUACAGACCCUGAGACAAUCAAGGACAGGAGGUUGGGGAGGUCCCUUUCUUUACCCAUCCAUCUCACCUCUGCAGACUCGUCUUCACCCGACCCUACCACACCCUCACUCGAGGAGCUCUCCUGGUUUAACAGAUGAGCAGGGAUAUCUCUCUGUUGGUUCUCAGCUCUUCCAGUCCACUCCUUCUCAAGCUCCUCACUCAUCAGCUCCUCUGAGUGCUAUCACUGCUCACAGGAAGACCGUUUCACACCAGCAGGUGGAGGACAUUUAGGAAACUCAUUAUCACCUCCCCCUUACCCUACCAGGUCCCAAAACUGCCCACACGGCUCUGUGUUCCAGGUCCACUCUUGGGGUUGAGGGUCCAAAGAACUGGGAUUCAUUAGAGAAAUUACGAUCAGAGAGCCACAUCACCUCGCUUCAUUGCGCAGCUUCACCCACACAGUCUUCAUAACUGUGCAUGCGUGUUCCGGGCUGCAGUGAAGGGAGUUCUCUGACCUCACUCUCUCCUCUACAUUCUUUUGCACCGAUUCUCAGCUCAGCAGUAUUACACAGAGAGAGGGAUGGGGGAAACAAGGCUUUACUUGACACCAGAUUUGCCUUUCUUGACUUUGUUGCACUUAUAAUUCUGGGGGGAAAAAAGGAAGAACAAUGGAAAUUUAUUGAGAAGAAAGAAAGAAAGAAAGAAAGAAAGAAAGAAAGAAAGAAAGAAAGAAAGAAAAAGAAAGAAAGAAAGAAAGAGCAAUCAAGCCUGCCUCUGUGUUUAUGUACAGCACAUGCAUUGCAUGGGAUAGAAACUCCACCGGACCUUGAGACAUGUUCUCUUUAAGGAAAGGGAAUCUGCACACUGUUUCUGCUCCUCAAUCACUUCGCAAUGAGUGGAUCUGGCUCCGAGAAUGCCUCCAGCUCUCAGGGCGUGGUGGUGACUGUUUAUUCUUGAUCCCUAUUUAUUUUCUAUGUUUAUCCGUGAUUAUUAUUAUCUUCUUUUUGAGGCAUGUAUUUUGAGAAGAAACAAAGAGAAAAUAAUCUACAAAGAAGAAGAAUGAGUGAAUGACAAAAUGUUAAAUAAUAAUAAUAAAAAAACAAACAUUUAAAUGAUUGCAGAGUUCUGUUACUUUCAGAAAGACAAGGCAGGCUACUAACUGUACAGAACAGAAGUUAUUGUGAAACAGAAAAUAAUCUGCUUUUGCUACUUCACUCGACAAUCCCGUUGUUUCCACUGUCAAGAGGCGAAGGCUCUUAGUUCGUUCGUCUGUCUCCCUGGCAGAAAGCUCUUGUCCGGGCACAGAGAUCUCUGUUUCCACUGAAUCCAUUGAAUUCCUAAAAAUCAGGGCUGUGAUUCUCAAAAACACUGACACUGACACAGAGGUUCAAGGGACCUUAUUUUUGAUUUGCUGCACAAAUCACUAUACAUUUGAACCUGUCUGCUUUUUAUUUGUUUCUUUGUAUUUUCUUUUAUUUCCUAUUACAAAGAGGGACCAGCUUGCUGAGUUAUUUGGUUUCCAACAAUUCUAAAGAAAAUGGAGUCAUUGUCUUGCGGUUCUUCAAUGCAAGAACGUAGCAACCCACAGUAAGGACUAAUUGAGCUGGCUAUUCCCAGUCCUGGCUGGCUGAGUUCUGCCUGUACCGUAUUUAACCCUUUGUGUUUGACUGUGUAGCCUUGUUUGGUGCGUACAGGUUACCUCACUACAGCACACACCCCCUCCAUGUUCAGACUGCUCUGGGAUCAGAAGAUGAAUGAGGCUUGCUGGAAUAUCAGUUGCAAUGUCACACUGAUAACUCCUUUCUGUUCUUCCUGUCUGUGUUGAGCUAUCUUGCUGUCAGCAGAUUUAACAUCCCAGAUAUCAGCAGUGAUAACCAGCAGACCCACCUGCUCUCACACGCUGUUCUCAGCACAAGGAUUUGCAGGUUCAAAUCUUGAGCCAUAGGCAACUGUAACACGCCUUGUUCAUCUCUAACCUGAGCUAGUCCAAUGCCAGCACCCAAUACGGUGUGCAUGGAUGGGGGGGGUCUGGUUAUUGUUCAAGAUUGAGUGUUUGAAGUUAUGGAUUAAGACUGAAAGACUGAUGUCCAGGUAGUGGUACAAUUAUAAUCAGAGUCCCUUUAUCCGCACAGAGAGACGCACACAGAUCUGUAGGCUAUUCUAGAGAGCUAAGAGAUAAGAAUCCACCCAUACGGAACAGACAUAUACGCUUCAUAUAGGAGACAGUAUAAAACACGUUUAGCUACCUGAUAUAAUGGAGGGUGUCUGUGGGGACCAGAUUCAUGUCUCCCAAAUGUUUAAGCCCACGGCUUGUUGUUGGAAACCCCAAGGUGGCCCAGAGUCAAUGGCAAGGUGGACAGGGUUAGGAAUUAUGAACAGAGCGGGGGCAGGGGGUUGAUUGUUAGUUUGAAAAUGCAUUGAGAUCAAUGGGAAAGUCACAUUAGUUCAAAUAGAGAUUUAUGCUUCAUAUUAAUAAAUGUUGUACCCCUAGUGGCAGACUGCCACAUCUCAAUGUCAUUUUACAGAACAGACUUUUUCAAGUCCCUUGUGACGGGUAGAAUACUGGAAGCAAUUGAGAGGUUUGGACGCGUGUUUUUUCCAGAUGGGCGGGUGGAAAUUGGGCACUUUGUUGGGAAUCCAUUAGUGAAAGAAGGCUGAGCGCGUGGCAGUCUUACCUCAAAGCCAAACUGUAUCUGAAUUACUGUGGUCAUUAUUGUUGUUUAAUUUGGUCUAGAAAUUAUUGUAUAAUAAUACUGAGACUUUAAAAACUAGAGUUAAGGAAAAGCUGCUCUUACCUAAUCACUUUGCUACUUUAUCUUAUUUGUUAUUGCGCUUAUUGAAUCAAGUUGUGAGUGUUUUAAGGGAAUCUGUGUUCUUUGGAGCGUGUUGUUUGAGGUGUUCAUCUUCCGUUCCUGUUUUUGCUCUUCUGUUUUUUAUUAGUUUCUAAAGGAGGGCAGUCUCUUCGAUUGGCAGCAAGGACACCCACAGUUCUGUCUGUUCCUUUAACCCACCACUGCACUGUCACUGCGAUGCAAUGUGAGCCUGCAGUCUCACGUGGUAUCACUGGCACUGCACGUAGACGGGGGUAACCAGCAGUGCAGUGGAAGUUACAGUGCAGCUGUGCGUUCAACUAUGUUCUGGUCCACCCCAUUGUUUACUUCACUGUUGAAAAGAAUAUUUGCUUGCCAGUCAUUGGGAGACUGUGGUCUGUUGUCAUGCAAGUAUGCCUAGGCAGGCCUGGCCCAUCCAACAUUAAUGCUGGUUCUGCUAGUUUAAAACGCAGACCCUCUGCGAAGCUCAGUCAGCUGUUACUGAAGCCCGUCUGUUAUUGGAUUCGUCCAUCGCUAAGUCUGGCCUGUGUUUAUUAUUGGACCCUCUUUGUUGUGCAGCGUUGUUUUGUGCGCUUUGCUUGUGUUCCUGUUGGAAGUGAAGCCGUGGCAGUGACUCACCAGAGAGACACGCAUUCUUUCAUGAAUAAUAAUGCAUAUGAUGACUGUUUAUUCAUUAUCUGUCAUGCCGUAUUAUCUUUGGGAAAGAAGUUUUAAAGAAAACAAACAAAAAAGUUAUUUGUUUCUUGUAGCGCCUCUUGACAAAGCACAAUUUUCCACCAUCUUUUGUAAAAUGAAGAUUAUUAAUGCAUCAGCAGCAAUGUGAAUGAGGAUUAUACGAUUACUAAGUGGUCCUUUUUUCAUGUCAACCAAUCUGGUCUUUGUUAUCACUAAGUGAUAAUUCAUUUUUAACUUAUGUGCAUUGUUAGGCUGUUUUAGAUUUUUUUUUGUUGUUGUUCAAAAUAAAAUGCAUCCGAUAAGUAAA